Molecule: messenger RNA, 1585 nt
Organism: Ornithodoros turicata
Lineage: Eukaryota; Metazoa; Arthropoda; Arachnida; Ixodida; Argasidae
Exons: 3
Coding region: 85-1470 (461 amino acids)
Source: RefSeq, a predicted model, not a curated record
GGAGAAGAAGAAGAGAGUGGUGGGCAAACGCGACGCGCGCCUGAGAACAGCGGGGCCCUGUAGGUGGUGGUGGUGGAGGCUGCAAUGGAUCCGAUCAAGCAGGAUGAGAUCAAACGAAUAGCCAGACAAAUUAGCAAUCAGUCCCUUCAGUUGAAAGGCAUCGUUGACUCGCUACUCCAAAAGCGGGGAUCCGCCAGCAGAUCUGAAGAGGCAGAUGAUGACUAUGAAACCCAAAUUAGCACCACCACUCACUUCUCCCGUGGCGGAAGGCCGAUUACGCCACAGCGGGUCAUGAUACAGGAUGACUACGACCAAGUUGCUCCUCCACCGCAACCACCUCGUCAAAAGUCCAGAGACCAGAUCGUCGCGGAGCAACGUAGCAGACAUAACUUGGGCGAUUACUUCAAGCGCCUAGCGACCCAGAUGGAUUUGUUGGCCGACUCGCUAAAGCCCGAGCCGCCCACCGCGGCAGCUCCGAUGCCCGGUAUUCUUCUGUCCCAGGAACCACAGGACGCCGUAGGCUACUUGCCUAGCGGUCCAGUAAAUGUGGUUUCCCCAGCAAUGCCCCCUGUUAUGCAAAUACAAGCGCAGGCGUCCCACGAAAGAUUAGCACAGGCUAUGGCAGCGCAGACCAGAGCAAUGCAAGCUCAAGCAAUUGCAGCACAAGCGAUCGCUUCGCAAGGUAUAGGUGCUGCUCCGCAGGUGACCCCUGGCAUGAUGCCACCUGGUAUGAUGCCGCCGGGUAUGAUGCCACCGGGUAUGAUGGGUCCAGGUAUGAUGGGUCCAGGUAUGAUGGGCCCAGGGAUGAUGGGACCAGGAAUGAUGGGCCAGGGCAUGAUGGGAUCAGGAACGAUGUGCCCGGGCAUGAUGGGACAGGGAAUGAUGGGACCAGGCAUGAUGGGACCGGGCAUGAUGGGACCGGGCAUGAUGGGACCGGGCAUGAUGGGACCGGGCAUGAUGGGACCGGGCAUGAUGGGACCGGGCAUGAUGGGACCGGGCAUGAUGGGACCGGGCAUGAUGGGACCAGGCAUGGUGCGUCCCUCCGGAGGAGAACCGGAAGCUGCACGCAAAAGUUCCUCGGAAACGAGAAACCGAACGAAGCCUUUGUACUCUGGAAUAAGCAAAUUAACCGAUGACAUGCAAGUCGUAAGCGGCUUGUUCAAGGAAGCCUUGGGUGUCGUCCCCGCCGAGACGAGGUUGACAACGGCGGAGCAAGAGGAAAUUCGAUUUUGUCUAGAUAGAUUAACGAGGAAUAUGGAGAAUAUGACGAAUGAUCUGCGUCAGACCAUGUUGACCACAACGGGCGGAGCGCCGGCUGCAAAGGACGAAAAGAAAGACAAGGAAAAGGAAGGCAAAAAGAAGGGCGACAGUGAAAAGGAUUUCGAGAGUGAGGAGGAUGCCGGAGGAAAGCGAGGAGGGAAAAAAGGAGGAAAAGGAGGAAGAGACGAAGAAGAGGAAGAGGAUUAUUGAGAAAUUGGGGGCAGGAUGAGAUGCAGAGUACCAACAAUUCCAUUUGGAUUAAAUUGGUUUUCAUUGAAUUGGAUUAAAUUGGAUUGUGCAUUAAAAUUUCCCGCUCUGGCAGAAA